AUGUCGUGGAAAACAUCAGGACAGUCAUGUUACAGCAUGGACAGAGAGUUGACAGGUAAGAGAGCAGCAGUAUGUUAGGUGAAAUGCGCUGCUACUCAAGCGAACAUAAAUAAUGUCUUACUUAUGUACUUAUACUUAGAGACUACAGUGGAAGAAAAAGAUGUUCAUUUUUCAAAAUGAACAUGCGUCCCUCAUUGAUGUCUUUGGAAGAUGUUGAUUGUUGCCAAUUCCUCAGUAACAUCAAAUUUGAAUUGUGAUAUACAACCGUAAUUUCGAUUAGCAUUAUUAUUCAAUGCCUAAAGCGCCAGAACAUUAAUGCUAUAGUGGCUGGAAAGUCUUGUUUUCUACCUCAAAGAAAAAAGACUUUUUUCUUUCUUUCUUUCUUUGUGCUACUGAAUGCAGAAACGUUUUAGGGAUGUCUGGGAUUUGGGGAUUUAGCAUUUACCUCCAGCUACCAGUAGAUGUCGCAGAGCUCUUCCUUUUACUGUCAGAAAACUGAAUGUGGACUGUUACUGAUAUUGUUUAUCAACAUUUACCUCAAAAUAUAUAAUUUCUGUAAAGGGGUACAUGUAUAGUGAGGAAUCAUAUUUUACUUUGUUUUAUACAACAAAUAAAUAUUAAAGCAUAAUAGAAAUGUCAUGGCUAGUAAACGUUAAAUUUGUAUAGGGCUGAAAAAUACUUUUGCUGAAACAUUGAUCGUUAUUUUUGUUCAGUGACAACCUGUUAGCUUCUAAAAUUAAUACACAAUUGCAGGAUAGCUUAAUUAAUGAAACCAUAAAUAGUAAGAUAAUUUAAAUUAGAAAGUUUAACUUCUACGUUUUAUUUGUGACGUAAAAUAAAAAAUAUGAAGACUGUUUCAAUUUUGAUGAUUUUUCCUUCAAGUCUGAAAUUCAGUGUCUCAAAUUAUUAGAACUUUUCCUAUGAUCAAAAAUUUUAUUUAUUUAUUUAGUUUUUUACAGUUUUUAAAUCAAUAACUCCAAUGUGACAUAUAGCAAGGUGAUCCACUCAUAAGAUGACACUUUCAGAGCAGACAACCCAAAUUGAAAUAUGGUCAAAGAAACCUUGAAUAAGUUAGAAUUUUGUACUGACAACAAGGCUCUGCCACAAAAUGCAUAAAUCCUAUAUCAGCCCCCCUCCAUUCGGAGCAAAUCAGCCUGUGGCACUUCUCAAGUGUUAUUGAAGUCCAGUCUGCUCUGACAGCGGCCUUUAGCUGAUCUGUAUUUUUGGGUUAGAUAUUCCUUGACAAAUAUCCCACAGAUUCUCUGAUAGGUUUGGCUAGCCAAUCAAGCCAAGUAAUACUAUAAUGCUCUAUAAACCACAAGAGUUCUGGCGCUGUGGGCAGGUACUAAACUCUGCCAGAAAAGGAAAUCUCCACACAGCUUGUCAGCAGCAGGAUGUGCUCGAAAAUCUCCUGGUAGAUGUCUGUAUUGACUCAAUAUUGGCUCAAUAACAACACCAGCAGAUGACUUGUCAAACCACAUCAUUGCAGACUGCACAUACUUCACACUAAACUUCAAGUACCUUGGAUUUUGUGCCUCUCCGCUCUUCCUCAUACUCAAGGACCUUGAUUUCCAAAUUGACUUUAAUGUGAAAACAGGACUUUGAAUCAUUGAGCGGCACUCCAGCUUUUUUUCUCCUUCGCCCAGAUAAAACCCUUCUGAUGUCCUCUCUGGUUCAGGAGUGGAUUGACAGUUAAGAAUAAUUGGAGACGUCUGUGUGUAGUGGCUCUUGGUGCACUGACACAAACUUCCAUCCACUCCUUGUGAAGCUCCCCUGAGUUCAUGAAUCGACUUUCUUGAGACUCCACUUAAAGCUCCUGUCAUCCAUGUUGCUUGUGUAUCCUUUCCUACCACACUUCCUCCUUCCAGACGACUCUCAUUUAAUAUCCUUUGACACAGCACUUUGAACAGCCGUCCUCUUCAGCUGUGGCUCACUGUCAAAUCAGUAGUCUAACCCUUUAUUGUGAUUGCAUGUUCUGAAGUAGACUCAAUGAUGUGUUAUAUUUAUUCUGUUUAAAAACUAGCUUAAUCUAAUUUCAAAUAAAUAUUCUGAUAUUUUGAGAUAUACAGAUACACUGAUAUAUACUGAUAUACUGAGAUAUACUUUUUACCUUCAGGUCAUUUUUAUUGAAAUCCAAAUAGAAAAAUGUAUGGAGUGUUUUAUUUUACAUGUUAUGGGCCAUAGUGAAAUGAAUUAAGAAUAAUAAUAAUAAUAAUAAGAAGAAAAACUUUAUUAUUCCCCAAAGGGAAAUAUAGGCUUUCAGCUUCAUAAAAUCCUGUUCUGGCUUUCUUUCACUCAUAUUCUAGGGAUGCAGCACCAACCUCUCUCCCCUGAAGCAGUCCACUUCUGAGAAGCGCCACUUCAGAGUUUAGGAUUAAAAACACUUUGAAUGCUUGUUGACAAGAGGUUCGGAGACUUAACGUUAAACACAUUUUUUUGUAAUGUGAAAUGUGGUUUUUAUUUUGAUAGUUGCCCCAGUCCAAGUCUUCUCCUCAUGAAGCAGGAUCAAACGGAUCCCCAGUCAGUUCUCCAUCAAUAUUAUUAUACAGCUUUAAAGGUCCCAUAUUAUGCAAAUUCACUUUAGAAUGGUUUUCUAACAAUAAUCUGCAUCCCCAGCCAGUCUACAAAACCCCCCAAAAUAAGAAAAUUCGAUCCUCUCCCUUUCUUGCUUGUUCCACCUUUCAGAAAAUGUCUGCUCAAAUGGGCGGAUUGAACCUUUCGCCCUCUAUGACGUCAUGGAUGGCGAUAACUCCCCUCCAGGUUGGUGACCCUGCCCAAGAUAUUUGUUCUGCCCCCCGAAAAUUUCCACCCAGACACUAUUUUUCUCCCACUCAAACGCUAGUUCAAAAUGGCAAAGGUUUGAGCAAGGCAAGGCAGUUGCUCUGUUGUUGGUUGCACGAAGCAACACAGAAGUCUGUUUCUGUAGACUACAAGAACAUUGUCACGAGAGAUAACUAUACUUACAAGAUAGAGCAUCAAGUAAGGAGAAGACAGCAGAGAUGUAACCCAUAGACUGUAUAUAGAAUGGACAGAGUCUGCCUCCUCGCUGGGUAAAGCCACUCCGAGAACAGCACCCUCUGGUGAUGGGCUGCAGUAUAGGUCAUAAAUCCUGCCUCCGCCAGCAAAGCUUAUGGAGCUGUGGACAAACUUUAGAAAUUUAUUACACAGAACAUAAAUUUUUCUCCCCCCUGCUUGCGAUGUUGACAUGUAGUUAUUGUUAGACUGGUUUGUGCUUAAGUCCUCUUUUUUCUGUGAAGCUCUGUUUUUAAAAGUUAUUAGGGGGUUCAUGUUUGCUAUGAUUGACACCUGAUAUAGCCCAUGGGUGUUCAGUGAUUGCGUAGCUCUCCCAGGGGAUACGCUGUUUGAGCCGAGCGUCAUCACAGUGACUCUCUGCGACUGCGCGGCCGAAUGCGCACAACGCUACUGCACAGCGCUGGUUUCAGGAAAUGAAGAAAAAUCCCGGGAAUACCGAGAGCUUUUUGGCUUCAAAUCCGUAUACAGGCGGUAGGCGGAACCAGGUUGUCCAUAGUAUAUACAGUCUAUGAUGUAACCGCUAGCAGGAGCUAAUGUUACCUAGCUACAUGCAAGUCACUGUGUACCGACACACCAACAAAGUAAAAAGAAAAAUACGGACACACAUAAUAUUUGUAACCAUUCAGAAACGUCCUGCUGCAGCCACAGAGUUAGAAUUUCUUCAGGAGCCUCUCCUUCUGGGUCAGACUCUGGAUCAAACUAGUACGGCUGGACGACAGCGCUUCUACAGCACUGUGUGUAAACCAUAGGUGUAAACAUUAGGGCAUGGUACCGAAGCGCAAUCCACACACCCCUCUUCCAGAGAGACAGGGAGGGGUGUGGCUUGCGCUGAAGGAGGCGUGGACAGGUGCAGCCCACAGAAACAGCGUGUUCUCAGUAGAGCUCACUAGAGAGAGUUUUCAGGCUGGCUGAUGUCCAGGAAAAAACUGGGUUUUUAGACCACAAACUUCGAAAUUGACUGUUCUGGGUCCUCUGAGACCUAUGUGAACCUGCUGAAAAGGACUAUAAUAUGGGGCCUUUAAGUCAAAGGCAAAUGCUACAGAGUUGGACAUUUAAGAUAUAAAAUCUUUUACCUUUCAAUGAUCUUUAGAUCUUAAAAAAAGAAGAGUCCACAGAUUCUUUUUACAGAGGGCUGAGUUUGUGGCAAUUACAACCGAACAUAUUUGUUACCAGAUGCAUCGAGUUUAUAGUAAAUAAGACAACAUGCAACACAGCUCAGAGUGGGUAAUGUUCCUAGCCUCUAGAAAUAUUGAUUAUCUUUUCAUAGUUUCCAGGGCAACAAGAUGCUGCUUGCCUUGUUCAGAUACAGUUUUAUUAUUUUUACUGCAUUUAUGGUCACCUUGGGUGUGCGUGUGCAGCAUGUUACCAUGGUUUCAAUCUGCCAUUAUCUCUUAUGCUUUGGUUUUCUCUGCACACAAUGAUGCAGAAUCGUAUCAAAGAGGAUUAAAGGAAAAUGUUUUCUCAUUGUUUAAGAAGGAGCUGCAAUAAUAGCUGAUGAUUUCAUUCGCUCUGAAAAGCUUCAGAGCAGCACGGAGGGAAAGUUGUAUGAAUCCCCUGCAGGCAUGUAGGAAGAUAAAACAAGACUGAGAGAUGCAGAUGGGUGUAAAGACGAAAAGUGAAGCACUGGGUCGGUCUGUCAACAUCAAGACAUCUGAACAAAGAUCAGUGAAGGAAAGAGAGAUGUCAAAAGAAAACCCUCUGCAGGGUUGAGAGUGGCAGUCCUUAGCUGUUAAAACAAUCUGUGGUGGACACUUGAGUGAGAGUGAAACCUGUGAAUGACUCAGCAUGUAGUGUCAAGACAGAUAAGAGAAAUACUUUCAGAUCAAUAAGACGGACGGUAAGUGCUGUGGUGAAGGUGGUAUCCCCUUAGGGAGGUUCAAAUGAAAAAUACGAGUAAGCUCCAAUCAGAUAAAAAUAGUAGCAGCGGAAGAUACUCUCACACAGGAUUGAAUCGUACCAUUGGUGAGAUCUUGGUGCUAUAAUAAUGAUGGAGCUGCUCUGAGGGCAUUUUAAAGGGUUUACUGUUUGAGGUGAUAAAUAAAAAACUUCAUUCUUUGAUCGAUGAACAGGGUUUUCUUUUCCAGGUCUGUUGAGUCACCAGAUUCACAGAAACAGUCCAGUGAAACAAGAGGUCUUGAUCUUACCCUUACCAUAACGCUUAAUCUUAAGCAGUAUCUGCACAUUUUUUCUUCACCUUUUCUUUUUUUUGUAUUUCUUGACGUAGGGUCACCAAGAUGCUCCCAGACAUCCGAUUUCAAGGCUGUAGGAGUAUUCAUAAUUUAAAAAUGAUCUCACUACCCCUCUCCACUUCAGCCAGUGCCCACCAUUUUUGCAGUACUACAUCUAAGGCAACAAGCACAUUUCUCUUAAUAGACUGUAAAACAAAAACGCAGUUGACAUAGAGGAUGUGAGACAUACAUGGGAUGAUGGUCUCUGUAGUUUCAGUUUUCUCUCUGGAGCUGAGUGGAGGGAAAUAAUUCCCUCUGCUCCUCUGGGACUGAAACAAAACUACCCAAAAGACCCAUUCCUUCAUAGCAGGUCUAGCAGGUCCAUAAGGGUAUACAGACACCUUUCUUCUGAACUGCAAAAACUAGAAGAAAAUCCAUCUUUGAGAAAGUAAGCUUUAUCUGUGUAGUUAUCCUGACUGCCUCUAAUUGCCAUUACUCAGCUGGAAUUUGACAGUUUAGUCAUAGCACAGUAGAUCAGAAGGGCCUGUAUUUGCAUUUAUGCAAGCCGAGACUUACAGCAAGUCCUACAUUUAUUAUGGAUUAUCCAUUAGUGGCACAUAUAUUGUACAUAAAUCAAGCAGAAAUAUCCAUCCAGUGUGAAUAUCAUAGUAUCUCUAGCAACUGGAGUACCUGUCCCUUGAAGGGCUCUUGCGAGAAUAAAAGAUAAUGUUAAAGUCCCACUCCGAUCGAUGUUAAUUGUGUUUACAUUUCUCAGCUUGUUAAAAGAUGUGUGUGAAACAGCGUGUAGUAUGAAUGAGAGAACACCCAUAACAGCAAAGAGGAGAUUCCUCCCCCACGUGUUACAGCCCGCAUAAUGAUGAUUUUAGAGAGAGAGAGAGAGAGCUCUGACUUUGCUCUCCCUUUCUCUGCCCCUGACUGACUGUUACAUAAUUUAUGAAGGAGGGAUGAGCGCUGUAGAUUUCCUCUGCUGAAAUGCAGCAGCUGCUGCUGCCUGCAUGCUAGGUCCAUUACGGUAUUCCACAGCUAUCUCGGUGUGGGGCAGGAGAGCCUGACAUACACUGAGUCAGAGAGGAGGGAGAGGACGGGAGAAGCACCGAUUUCUGCAAAUCCAGACUUCAGGAGCGGUAAAUUAUCAAGCAUAUUUCUGUUGAUUUUCUCUUUAAAUUAAUAUCUGUUGUCUGUCAUCUGUAGAGUACUUUAAUAAUUAGCACAGACAUCUUCUGCAGUGCAUUCAUUUGACAGUGUUUUUGUUAAUCAACAGGACUAUUUGCCAUCCUCCUCAUUAUGCUGAGGAAGGGCUCAGAGCUGCAGAAGGGGGACAGAGAGGUCCUCCUGGAUCUGGACUAUGGUGGUGAAGCACAGAACACAGACAGUUACGGGAGUCUACAGAACGGGAGCUACAUCCCGCCAAGAUAUGUAAGCACUGUUUGACUUUGUUCAUUAAAUGCUGCAGCAUGGUUUUUCUGUCACACUGGGAUAUUACACUGACAUAAAUAACUGCACACAGCAGCCAUAACUCUGCUGCUACUGCACCGACUUCUCUCUAUAAAUCUGGUCUACAGUAGUUCACUCAACUGUGAGAUAUUGAGCGUCAUAGUCACCAUACUUAAACUGUUUUACAGCCUCAGUUUCACACGAGAAUCGGCACUGUGAAAAUAGUGGUGUCCAAUCCAUUUAAAGCCCCUAUGUACAUGAAAACAGUCUAAAGACAACAAAUUAACUGUUGAAACGGAAAAAUAUGAGCUUUGUUGACAGUUUGUCUUAUUUUUGUGUCAUCAUGCAGCAAAUGAUCCAUUGAUAGAUGACUAAAGUCUUCAGGCAGACCAGUUAAGCACCUGGACUCUUCUACUUCAGAGCCAUGCUGUUGUAUUUCAAGAAAAAUGUAAUUUGGCAUCUCCUUGCUGAAAUAUGUGAGGUCCAUUCUGGAUGGCAGCAUAUGUUGCAAAAAAAAAAAAAACCUGUCUAUAUUGUUCAGCAGUAAUGUUGCCUUUCAUCAGUGGUGUGUAAGCGACCCAUGCCGUGAGUGCUAAUGCAUUUCCAUACUAUCAUAGAUACUGGCUCUUGAACUGUAGGCUGAUAACAAGCUGGGUAGUCCUUCUUCUUUUCACUGCAGUGGAAGCAGCAUCCAUGGUUUCCAAAAAGAAUGUCAAACUUUCAUUUGUCGGUUUUCUGCAUCUGAAUUGAGCUUGGACCCAGAGACGAUGCCAGUGUUUUUAGUUCAUUUAAAAAAAUGGUUUCCUUUGUGCAUGUUACAGUUUAAACCUGUAUUUGUGUAUGUAGCAUCAAUCUGUGUUUGUAGUCUGUGUUUUUGGAUGUGAUUCUGAGCCCAUACAGUGAGUAUGUUAUAUAGCAGUGCCACCUGGAGGGUUAAAGAUCUUAGCCAUCCAUCCAGAGUCAGCCCUUUCCCUUUCUUUAAGAGAUUUUUCAUGAAGGAAUCUUGGAAUGAUUUUAUGAACCUUGGCUGAUGAAACCAUCAAAUUUUCACACUGUGAAUCAUUAUUUUGAAAUUGCUGAAUUAUUUGCUCACCCAGUCUCUCACAGAGUGGAGAACCACUUCCAUCUUUACUUCUGAGAGUUUCAGCCUUUGUCGAUGCUCUGUUAGUACCCAGCAGGCUACAAACCUGUCACAAAUUCACCUCAUUGGUUGGGAGAUGUUCCUCCCCGUGUUUUUUUAGCCUUAUACAACUUUUUCACCCCUUGUUGUCCCUGUCACAACUGUUUCGAAAGUGUUUGCUGGCAUCAUAUUUGAAAUUAGCUUCUUUUUUCAUAAAAUAUUCAAAUUUUUCAGUUUCAACAUUUGAUUUAUUUACUCUUUUCUAGGGAUUAAAUGAUUUGAGAACCAUGAACUUUUUCUUAUAUCUGCAUUUCACAUGGCGUCCCAACUCUUCUCGAAUUUGGGUUGUAAUCAAAUGUGACAUUUUUUGCAAUGAGUGUUUGUUCACAGCCAGUCAGAAAAAACUCAGCGGUCCAUUUUCUAUUCAUCUUUGGGCCCAUUAACACAAAGUGGAAGCUUUUAUGAUGCUCUGUAAUGGCAGCAGAUUUCACAAUUAAAGCUCAUUAAAGGGAAAUUAACCGUCCAUGUGCAGACAAAAAAGCCAGAAAAGGGAGUAUUUUUUAGCUUGCACUUUUUUCUAAAUAACAGAUAUCCUCAAUAACAACUUGUGUGUUUGGAUGCCCUCAGCUUUCAGCUGCAGCUGCUGAGGAUGACAUGGAUGGUGAUGACUCCAUUCAUCUUCAUCAUGAUACAAGAAACAGGCACCCAGUUCCUCAGCCGGGGAAUUACUUCAGAGAUGGACAAACAAAAAUUGGUAGGCAGCAUCAGCAGCCCAGUCAUCUUGAGCUUACUGAUUGAUGACCAAAUCUGUGUUUCAUUUCACCCUCUGACACUCACGGUCCAUCUGCGUUUAGACUUUGUGCUGGUGUGGGAAGUUCGCUCCCGGAGAAAAAGGCGAGGGAAAGAGAAACGGGACGUGAAUGCUGAGGCGGGGGAAACUGUCCCCACUGAGGAGAGUAGCAGGUCUGAGCGAAAGAAAGCACAGCUGGCACAGUGGAGAGAGAAGUUUGUGCAGAAUCUCGAGAAUGUGGGACUGCUCAUGGAAAAGGUUUGCAGUUUAUUUGUCUCAUUACUGGUUCAAAAACGUUAAUUAAAUCGUUUUUUUAUUGACCUAUUAUCUUGCAGUGUCUUCAUGUUGCCUCUCCCUUUCUUUUUUCAGGAGGAAACAGCAAAUGAAAAGAAAACUAUACAUUUUCUGAAACUCAGCGCUCCGUGGGAUGUUCUGGUGUGUUAUGCUGAAGAACUCUGUGUCAGAGCUCCAUUACAGGUCCGUGCAUCUGCUUAGAACUGAAUAUGUUAAUUCUUAAUCUAUUAUUUAUUAGGUUUGUAUACCUAUGACUUUGGGGUUGAUGUUUCACCCAGCCUUGACUAACCUUGUGUCAAGGCAAACACCUGUGUGAUGAACAACCACUGAUCUUUGCACAGACAUCCACAGAUUUUACACAACUUAUCAUGUGAUCACUCUUAAUUUGUUAAAUCCAAGAAACUGGUUUUAACCAUGAAUGAAAUAACAACAAUCCGAUGCCUUGGAAAAAAUCCUUUUUUUCAUGUUUGCUGCAAUGAUUGUCACUUUUCCUUAAAGGGCAAAGAUAUUACAUACACAAUACACAUUAUUUGGGAUAAAUUAUACACAGUAAACUUGGUGAAGACCAGCGUGUUAGCAUUAUGAUGGUACAUGUUUUCCCAUGCUGAUGUUUGUAAUCACCUCUAAGCAUGGCAGUGAACUGUGAUCUUUUUCAUUAUGCUCAUGUACAGGAUGAAUACUUGCAAACACAAAUGAAUGAAUGGCAUUUAUUAAGCUAUUCCAGACACUCUCUGACUCUGCAGCUGAAACCUUUAUGCAUGCUUUCGUCACAUCCUGUCUUGAUUACAGCAAUGGCGUCCUGUCUGGGGUACCCAUCAAAGCCCUUGACAGGCUUCAGUGCUGACAAAGCUCAGCUGCUGCCAGGGUUGUCACCCAUACCAAAGUCUAGAAGCACAUCACCCCAACCCUCAUCCACCUCCACCGGCCCCCAAUCAAAUCCUACAUCAGUUACAAAAUACUGCUCCUCACCUGUGAAUCACCCUGUCCUGUAACCUUUUAGCUGCAGACACUGGCCUUCUGUCUAUCCCAAAUACCAGACUUUGUGAAUGCAAAGACAGGGCUUUCUGUGCCCUCACCUUCUGGAGCAGCCUCCUCUCAGACAUCCAUAAUACCCAAUCUCUAACCACCUUUUAAAAACUACUUAAACACCAGCUGUUCAUUAAGCUGCUUCCCCAUCAAGCGCCCCUUACGCUUUUUCCCCUGUGUAAGGAUGCCUAGCCCAUGUUCUCAAGUAAAAAAAUGGAAGGUCCACACGAAUGAUCAUUUUGACAAGCUUUACUGGUUACAGAUCUGGGUUACAGCUUCAUCAUGCCACAAGUGUACCACGAGUGUCACCUAAGUGUAACACAAGCGUAACAAAUUGUAACAAAGAUUGGUCUGAGACCGUUCAAGGAUAUAUAGUCGUCCACGUUUCCAAACAUUCCGCUUGACUCUCGGUGACCUAAAGGAGAGUCCAUAUAAGGUAACAACAAAGCCCGAGUGAUGUUAAACACGGGUACAAGGUCCUUGUUGAGGAUGGUUGUCGGAGGACCAUGGCUCCAGAAAUCUAGCACCAAAGUAUCUGAGGUAUUUGAAUGACACAGCUCCACCACUCUAAAGGCUGACAUGACUGGGUAAAGAAAAUCAUCCUAACAGUCCUUACUUUUUUACACCCUGUCCCAGUCUUAUUAUAACUUUUAUUAUUUUAUUGCUCCACUUUGUAAAGUGACCUUGGAUCCCUAACCAGCCACGAAAGUCAUGUUUGACAUCCCUGAUAGUUGAUGAAAUAUAUGUAGAACAAAACUGAAGGGCUUUAGUCACAAAAAUGCGCUUUCUUUUGUCCCCCAGUAACCAUAGUGACAGAUUUAUUUUUUUUGUAGAAAAAGCUAAGGAUAAGUGUAAAAAGGAUUGGAUUUUCUCUAUACUAAAUGAAUCUAUGUUUGUCUCCAGGCGCAGCCUAAUCUGGACUUGAACACAUCUGCUCGGGUACUAAGUAGACUAUGCAUACCUAACGUCAUGACAGAGUCUGUGCCAAACAGGCCGCUGGACUAUUACACAUGUGCCUUUCGCAAGUCAAAGAUGAGCAGGUGAGGUCUACGAAACAAAGAUGAAAGACGAUCAGUCAGUUAAGUUUCAGAGUGUUUUUGUCUGAAUGAAUGACUCUUGUCUGCAGGUUCCUUGGCUGUGACAACCACGAAAACUACUUCACUAACACACAGAGGCAUCGCAUUGUGAGUAACCAAAAUCACACAACAUUACAUGUCAUCAGUGAAACGAUCUCCUUAUGCAGCGAGAGAUUGCUCGUUAUUUCAGGUGUAUGAGAUUCUUGCCAGGACAGUGUACGGCAAAAGGAAGAGAGCAGAGGUUGGUGUGGACAGACUUGUAAAUGAAGGAGUGUACUCAGCCGCUUUCCCUCUUCAUGAGGUGAGGUAUCAUUUGUAUACCCUCAAAUUUGAUAUCAACCUCCCUCCACAGCCAACACAGCUGUAUGUUUUCUUGCUUUUAGGGCCCCUUUGAACUCCCAAAGUAUGGAACCCGUCCUGAGGAGCUGAACCCGAGGCAGAUUCUUUACCAGUACUGGGCCCGAUGGUUAAAAUGGUACAAGUACCAGCCACUGGACCACAUCAGAGAGUACUUUGGAGAGAAGAUAGCAUUCUACUUUGCUUGGUUGGGUAAAUAUUAACUCUUAUUCAGAUGUACUGAGAAGUUUACCUUCUAAAUGAUCCAGUUUCUUCCUGUUUUUUUACAUGCUCUGAUUUAAGCCAACAAAAAAAAAAAUCAAUUUUUAAAAUUCUAUAACAAUGAAUCAGUUCAUACAAUAUCUACUUACUCAACUGUUUUAAACUAGUAAUGGAGAUCGCCAUAAAAUGGAAGCCCAGGCCGGCCAUGGAUUUUUCUUUUUUUAUGCACUGUUAUCUCAUGAUAACAACUUAUCUUGUUAUCUCGCUAAAACAGAGUUUGUUUUCCUGAGUUUUUAUUAUUAUUUUUUAUUUGUUAUCUCACAUAACAAAGAUCCUUUUCUCAUGAUAGGGGAAAUGGCGUUUAACCCGACUUCAAAUGGUAACUUUUAAAAACACCCUCCAGAUUAGGAUGUUUCUGAAACACUGCAGCCACUGUUGUCAACAGCAAGUCGGGGAUUUCAAUGAAAAUCUGAUGGCAUGCUCCACUCUGCGCAUUCCUAUUACACUUUCUACGAUUCGCACAUGCUAGUUAAAGGUUCCCAUGUUGGCUGCAGUGUUUCAGAAAUAUCCUAAUCUGGAUAUAAUCUCUUUAAAAGUUACCAUCGGCUAAAAUGCCACAUCCGUUUUCUUGAGAAAACUAUCUUUGUUAUAUUGAGAUAACAAAAAAUAAUUCGAGAAAACUAUCUUUGUGAUAUCGAGAUAAUGAGAUAAUAAGUCAUAAUCAUGAGAUAACAGUGCAUAAAAGAAAGAAAAAUCCAUGUCCUUUCUAAUCAUCUGUACCAUAAGACCUCUGAACCAACACGUACAGUGAUUUAAAUCAGCGCAUUGAUAGAAAUGUGAAAGCACUAAACUUGUGACAAUAGAGGGUUUUUUCAAGUACUUGGGAAAUGGCACUUAAACAUUCAAACCAACAAGUAGCAAAUUCUUAAAAAAAGAGAGAUGUGGAAUAAAUACCUCUUUUUGAGUGCUUGGACCUACUACAGUCAGUUGUAGCGAAUUCAUUUAGACAUUUAAGUUAAUGAAUAUCUGAACCAGUGUGAGCCAUGCUGCGAAAAAUGCUUUUUAAGACUGAUUAUCUCAGUGAGCUAACAUUUGUAUAAUGACUAUGCAAAAAUGCUGAGGGGAGGCAGGUUUAAUUUAUGGUCUGUGGCGCUCUCGUCAUCAUUUUAGCACUGUCAUUAGCUCUCUGAUUUUAUGCUCACUUGAGUCGAAUGAAGACUGAGUUCAAAUUUGAGGCCCCCAUAAGCCUGUGAUCAGUUAAUAAUACACAACCUUGUCAUCAGAUAGAAAAACAGUCCAGACUACAGCCAGGGAAGCUUUUAUUGUUCUCUACAUCUGCCUGGUAGAUUUAUCUAGGACAGCUCUCCCUGGUGAACAGAGAUUCAUGUUUUACCCUCCUUUAAAAAUAAACAGCUCAAAUUGUUAUUAAGCACAGGAAGCAAAACACAUCAUGCCUCAGUAAAGAGAAUACUGAAGCACGCACAGUUCCUUCCACAGAAUAGUGAGAGGAAAAAGCCUUCAGACGAUUUAGCACCACCCUCUGCAUGAGAUAUACAUCUUUUGUGAUGCUUAACUGACUUCCUCAUCAAGGACACCCCGGUAUUAAACAGCAUUGCAGCAGUCUUAUCGCACAUCCCCCCUCCAUCAGCUGGGAGCUGUAGCCUAAUGGAUCUUUUAUCUCUGCAGGUUUCUACACAGCCUGGCUGCUGCCAGCGGCAGUGGUGGGAACCCUGGUCUUUGUAUCUGGAGUUGUGUCAAUGGGAACCAACACACCAGCGUGAGUCCAGAAACAAUUCCCAUUAUACAGCAAAUUUCAGAUGAGAUUAAUUAUACUCAUGAAACUUCUCUAGAAUGUAGAUGUUUCAACAACCCAAAAACAGAAAAGUCUAUAAAACAAAUAUAGAUUUAAAAAAAGAACUACCAUGGAAGCAAAUCUGUGUCAUCUGAUUUUGAUUUUAAAUUUCUAAAGCUGAAUUUUUUUUGCAUCAAAAUCAGACCUUGAAUUUCAAAACUAUCGAAUCUCAAGCAUGCAUUUUUAUCUCUGACACUUAUUUUUUUCACAAUGAUGAAACAAAUUCAGUGUAAAAAAAUUGAUUUCUCAAAAUAUUCGUUUCUUUAAAAUUCAACUUAAAAAAAAACUGUAAAAAGAAAUUCAACGAAAAAAAAAAUUCAGUGUCAAAAAAUUCAGUGUAAAAGUGACUGACUCAAUAUUUGGGUAACCAGGGAGAAGCAAUCGAUUCCUGGCUCCAUCCAGCGCCCUCUGGAUACAAUCUUCCACUGGGCCACAUGACAAAUGUAGCAUUAUUUGAUCGGAUGGAUGAUUGGAUGGAUGACUGAGCCAGGAUUUUAUUGCUUCUCCCUGGUUACCCAAAUGUUGAGUCGGUCUCUUUUACACUGAAUUUUUUUAAUGUAAAAAUGAAUUUCAGCUUUAGAAAUUCAAAAUCAGAUGGCACAGAUUUACUUCCAUAACCUACAACACAAGCACUCAUCACUGAUGUUUUACCUAAAUAUAUGAUUGGUCUGGGUUUAAAGUGUUGAAAGACAAAAAAACGACACGUUCUACUGUCCUGGCCUCACUAAAUAAAGGCAUUGUGGACUCAGUCAGAUUCAAAACUGCCCAAUUUAUGCAUAGGAUAUUAAAUAUGUAUUACCUGGCAACAGUCAAAAGAUGUUUUCUGGCAAAGAGAGGGGUUAUAACUCAAGGGGGAAUUUAAAGUUAAGGGUUUUUUGAUAGCUUAUGCAAUGUACUGAAAUGAACAUCAAUGCCUUUUUAUGACACUCAAAAACAAAUGAAACCAGUGGCAGCAAGAUUGACCAUCACUGUAUGGUAAUUUUUACUGCCUGUAACUGCUGUGAGGGAGUAGAUACGCCAAAGAAACUGUCUACUUUUCCUACAGCAAAUACUCACAGUAAGCGAUAAAAAAAGACUACAGGAGUCAGCCAACAGCACUAAGUAAAGACGUUAUGAAGGUCACUAUUUCAUCUACAGGAGGUGCCAAAUCAACAUAGACAUAAAAUUCCCCACUGGACCUCAUCAGAUUGUUGUUGUCUUGUUCCACUCUGUUGUUUAACCAGAGAGAUGUUCUUAAAGGGAUAUUCAGGCUUAAAAUUAAGUUAUGGUCAAACACAUUGUUACACCGAGUCAGACACUCCCUCGAGAGAUAAAUGUUGCAGACUGCUUACUUCCCUAGUUAUACCAACUUUAGUAAUGACCGGCUAAGAUAAGUCUCUCAAAACAAACACAGAUGGCACCGACCCAUAACCUUGUGUGCUAUACAAGCGACCAUGUGUUAUGCAAUGUUAAGGGUACCCCAACUUACUUCAGUCUUACCCACCUCCCACCACAAAUUCAAAUGUUUUUACUUCGUCUAGUUCCAAUAUUGCAAGGUCACAGAGUCAAAGUAAGCUGUCAGAGGCUCAGAGCACACAAAGGAAGAGGCUUUUAAAGAUGGCUCCCCUCUAACGAGCCAGGCUUGUUUGUGAGGGAGCCCUGGCGAGUCCAUCACAGAGUGCAGCAGAUCAUUUCUUUGAAGUAAUGAUUAUAAAUGUUCUUCCUUGAGCUGCGAAACUCCACUUGGUAAUUGACUUGUCAGGGCUCCCCCACAAACAAGCGACUGCUGGAGGAGAGUGGGUGAGCUGUGUUUGGUCUCUUUGCUAAAGAAAUCAGGCAAAGCUAUAAAGAUGUUUGAUGGCUAGUACUAUGGCUGGGAACCUAAAUGUACCGUUGAUGAAGUUAGGUGCUGUUCUGAGCAUUAUUUGUGGUUAUAGAGUGACUUUUUGGUUGAGGUUUGUGCGUGGAGACAUAGGCUGUAUCUCAUUUCAGAGACCGCACCGUCGAACGGCGCAUUUGAAGUUUGCAUGAUGUCAUCACGCGGCGCGAACGGUGUCCCAUUUGGCUCGAAAUGCUGAGCGCGCUUCAAAUUCUGUCUCAAAACCACACUACCCCCCGCCCCUUUUUCAAGCGUGCAUUUAUGCACGCUUUUGUGGCCUUGGUAUCCCAGAAUCCUUUGCGUGCCGCUGCUCAGCUGUGCAUAUCGAUUGAGAGGCCGGAUUUGCUUGGAGACGCAGCGCGUCUUCAAAGAAAAUAUAAGAAAUCCAAAAACAGCAGACAGUCAGCUCAGGCUGCAUGAGCGCAUGAUCUCUGAACUCACUAAAAUUUGCAAACCAAACAUUAUAGUCCUAAGAGACGAACUGAUCCGCUCUGCUUAAACUAUCAAAAACAUUAAUGCCUGUGCUGACAUCAAUACCAAACCAAGUUACUGCAAACUGUAAGAUUAGUGUUAAACUACUCCUCAAGAGAAAGAUCUUGUUUCCCCAAAUAUUGAACUAACUCUUAAGAGGCACAAGAAUGCCCUAGAAAACAGGACUCUUCUUACUCUUUUCUACCCAAAUUAUGCAAAGCAAGUGCUGUUUCUAAAACAAACAGGCCAGAACAUCAAAGCACAGCCUGCCCUGCAUAAAAGAAACCCACUGGGUAUAUAUGUGCCCAGUUUGUUAUUCAUUAUUAAACACCACAGUGGGCUCUGCCCAACCUGCAGAGUACCUCACAAUCACUUCUUUUUCAGGCUCUGUAUACCUUAGGGUGUUUGUCCCUCAAUUUUGCCUUUGCGAUUGUUGGGGGUUUAGUGUUCUGGUUUUAUAGCCUCCUACUGCUCCCAGUGACGGAAAAUUUAUCUGGCUGUAAAGUAACAAGGGAGGUUAGAGGGAAAGGAAGACAAGUCAAUAUCUCAGGAAAGGAAACAGCUGAAUGUCUAAGAUUCAUGAGCUUCAUUAGUUCACACUUUAGGUUACAACCAUUGAUCAACUCAGAAUAGAUGGAGAGCAGUCAGUGGCAAUGACAGAGUGCAGAAGUCUUGACUGAUAAUGGACAAUUAGUGCAAAAUAAGCUCCACAUCAUACAGCUAACAAAGAAAGAACACUCUCAGUGAGUCCAGCCUUCAUUUGUUUGGCUGAUCCCAUGUGUAGCUAUUCUGUCAGUAACUCAGUUUCUGAAAGUGCUUCCAGAAAGCUGUUAGAAAGAUUUCAACACCUCCCAUCUCUUCUGCUUUCUCCCUCGUUCAACAUACUGCAGUUUUAUGUAAGUGCUUUAUUCGAUUAAAGGCCAAAUCAAUCUGUUUCUGUCCAUUCUGCAGAGAAACCUGAUACAUUAAAAUGGGAAUAUUUUCUUAGUUUGAAAGAUUUCAAACAUAUUUUUAGCUAGCUGAAUCUAAUCUGUGUUUAUGUGUUUGUCAACAGUAAAGAAAUCUGUAACAGUGGAGAUUCCUACCUGAUGUGUCCUCUCUGCAACACCUGCGAGACUUGGAACAUGUCUGAAAUCUGCACCAUGGCUAAGGUAACAAAGCAUAACCCAGCUAAUCAUUUUUAAUCCAUGUUGAAAUGUUGAUAGCUUCUUCAUAAUUAUCUAGUAUCUCUGUCUGCAUUGCAGUUGGGUUACUUAUUUGACCAUCCAGGCACAGUCAUCUUCAGUGUAUUCAUGUCCUUCUGGGCUGUAACCUUCCUGGAGUACUGGAAGAGGAAAAUGGCGACCCUGGCCCACCACUGGGACUGUAUGGACUUUCAUGAAGAAGAGGUAACACAAGUUUUUUUCUGUUUGCUUUUAGUUUAAUGAUGGCCUUACUACUCAUAUUUUAAAAUGUGCAUUUGCUUAAAACUUGAGAUGCCGUUGAGGGGUGUGGGUAAAGUGGAAUAGUAAGGUAAAUGUGUGUAGGAGUAAUCCCAGGAUGACCCUGCCUGCUGCUCUGAAAGGCUUGUGUUAUGAGUCACACAAAAUAUAUGGCCAUGUUUCAUGAUUUGUGAUUUCAAACCAAGAAAACAUGAUUGAAGUCAGUGACUACAACUUUGUAGCACAGCAAAGGUGGAAGAGGCCACCAGAGAGCUGGCCAACCUACUUUUGGGGAGAUUUAAAGAGACAGUUGUCAAAGUAGAGCACGAUAUUCAUAAAGCCUGAAAAUGAGCAUUAUUCCCUCCUUUCAGCUGUAAACUAAGGCAAGGACAUAUAAAGUUAAGAUUGAAGAUGAUCUGUCAGUUUAACAUAAAUAAAUAUUUUCUUUGAGUUUUGGCUAGAUGACUUCAUCCUACAGAUUUUUACCAUCAUAAUAUACCACUAACUCUGUGCUUUUUAAACAGAGUUGGCUAAAACUUGACAAAGAAUUUGUGAAUUUUUUUGAUGUCCUAUCAAAGGAAAAAGUGAAGCACCUGAGCUGUGGGAACUCUACCCUUUGAUUUCCAGACCAGGUUGUCUGUGUUCAUAGACACGUGUCAUCAUUGUCUUCUCUCAGGAGCGUCCUCGGCCGGAGUUUGCAGCUAUGGCCCCAUUAAUGGAGCAAAACCCAGUGACAGGGGUUAAAGAGCCAUACUUUCCAGAGAAGACACGGUUGUCUCGAAUGUUCACCGGCUCCAUGGUCAUCAUCAUGAUGGUGAGACGCUGUCUCAAAGUGUUUAAAAAGUGCUCCGUGUGAAGUCAAGGAUCUAUUCUGCAAUAGUUCAUAUAGUUUGUUUUCAUCCAGGUUACUUUAUUUAAUAAUUGUAUUCCCUGUGUUUUUAUUUCCAUGGAAUAAACACUCAAAGGGAUAUUCGGGCGUAAAAUCAAGUUAGGUUUGAACACACCGUAAACACACCACGUACUAUUACUGUUGUGCGGUCAUUACUAAAGUUGGCAUGACUAGAGAAGCAAGCAAUCGGCAACAUUUAUCUCCCAAGGGGUUGUCUAACUCAGUGUUAUGGUGUGUUUGACCAUAACUUAAUUUUAUGCUGGAAGAAGUCUUCAUAACUGAUGGAGACAGUGAAUCUGGUCCACAAAGCCUGCCUUGUCCCACCACCAUGUGCUAGUGUAGUUCAGAACUAACAAACCAAACACUGGCUUAAGGGCUUUUUACACUCUUUGUUGGAAUGUGUAAAUUUAACUUCUAUGUGACACUAAAUCCUCCUCACUGGUCCAUUAAAAGAUUAUGUGUAUGUAUAAAGUUUUACUCCAAAAAUAUAUCAUUUAGGAAAAAACUUAUCACAUUACAACAUGUACCGGUAUAUGCAAACUUUUCUCCAUGAUUAUACUUGAUGUUAUACAUGGUUUCAGUGAAUGAUCUCUGUGUCUUUCAAGCAUUUACUUUUGUGAUCAUGAAAAGAAAGUUAGGUGGGGUUGAGCAGUAACUCAACUCUUCAAAAAAAAAAAAUAAAUACAGAUCAUACACCCACAGGGUCAGAUCUGGUCUCAUUUUUCUAACCCCUUCACUCCAGACUCAGUCUCCCUGCCACUCUAUUGUCAGUUUGCAGCCACAGAAGCAGGAUUGAGGGGUAGUUUUGAGACAAGGCUCAAUUCAAGAUCAACUUAAAUGGAGAGUUGGCAGAGGAUGGCUUCAGAUUACAUUAGCACUGAAAAAGGGAGGUCCCCAAGUUGUUUUAGUCUUCACACCAUCAGAUUCCAGUCACCCUUUAGUCAAGGAUGCAGUGGUGGCUGCAGACCGAUCAGCAUGAACUCAUUAUGACAUUUAUAUACAGGUGCCAUCCCAGGAGGAAAGUAGAGCUUCAGAUGUCCUGGGUUGAAGCCCUCAAGCAUUCAAUGAGCUAUGACAGGGAAGAACUAGAGUCUGACCAUAGUCUGGACUUGGGGUAUGGCUCAGCCAGCCUUUGGUCUGAAGCAAAAGGAUUUUUAGAGUGCUGUGCCCAUGACUAGGAGAUUGAAUUUAAUGCAGGCUCCUGCUGGCUGAAAAAAAAAACAGCUCAAAUGUUAUCAAAAGUGUAUCCAGCCUGAAACUUGUCUUCCUGGGUCAAAUCUGUACAGAGAAAACCAAGUUCAGUCUCAAGAAGGAGAAUACAUCACUAAAACAAGACCAGGUCACAAUGACAAAAUCCCCAUUUUCACAUGAACGACAGCACUGCACAAAUAUUGAAGCCUAGGCCCUUUUCCCGAACUAAUACACCAGAACAUUUCAGUUUGAGGUCAGUUCUACUUGUCUGUGAGUGACAUUUCAUAACUCAGACUUGGGAACCCGCUUGUUCCUGUGCAGCCUGAGAAAAUCUACCAUGCAUAUGUUCCGAAUUUUGAUGAUUUUUCCUGUUUUCCUGAUAAAAUACUCUCCCUGCGUAACCCACUGUCCCUGUGUCUCUCCUCUCAGCUUUGUGUAGUGAUGAUUUUCCUGGUGACAGUGGUCAUGUGCCGUGGGAUUAUUAGCAUAAUGAUGUUCCAUACUGGGAGUCCCGUCCUACGUACAGAGGUACAUUCAAUUAAUACCAAGUAUUUUUUGUGUGUGCAGACUUGCAUUGCUAUCAUUAAGAAUUUAUUCUUGAAAUGAAAACACACACACAGACUCUUUGGGCAGUCUGUGUGUGUGCCUGUAUGCAUGUCUUUCUCUCAUACUUUUUUGUAAUCUUGUCCUCAGGCAGGAACCAUAGCUAACAUAGCCGGCAGUAUUGUGAAUCUGGGCCUUAUUCUGUUGAUGGGUCGGGUCUACACUGCAUUAGCAGAGCAGCUUACUAAAUGGGGUAAGAAUCAAUACUGUUCUCUGACACCUCAAACCUCAAUAUGAUAUUUAGAUAUCAGCCUCGCCCUGGAUCUUCACUAACUAAUAGCUGAGGCUCCUCAAAGAGCAGAUGUCUCAGGUUCUACCCCAACAUCUGUGGUAAACGUACUUCCUCAGUGAAGGAAACCAAGAGAUAUUACUGGAUGAAUGGCUUCCUCUAUUACAGCUGCACAUGUGUACUACAGCUCCAUUUAUCUUGAAUAUACUAUCAGUGCAUCAUGGAUGCGCUGUUUGCAGUAUUUGCUGUAGCUGUACAGGUGCACCUGAUGAAAAUUAAUGAUAAAAAUAUGGGGAAAUCAUCAACAUUUUUAGAUUUUGGUUUUUAAAAAACAAGAAAUGUCUUUUAGCUGUAGCAGAAACUUACAAUUAUCCUCAGAAACAACACCAGCUGAGUUAGUGACUGUCAUAUUUUGGCAUUUUUUUAAUGGAUUUUAGUUUUAAACAAAGGGAAAAUCCCCGCACACUGUCCAACUUGCAGAAAAAGAAACAAUUUAUUGCUGCAAUGUUUCUGUACUAGACCCUUAUUAGGCAAACAAUGCCAGAUGAAGGUCUAGUACCGAAACGUGGCAGCAAUAAAUUGUUUCUUUUUCUGCAAGUUGGAUAGUGUGUGGGGGUUUUCCCUUUGUUUGAAUUGCUGGAUCCCUUGCUCUUCGAUUCAACCUGUCCUGAAUUAUAGAUGUGUGAAGUUACCUCUCCAUUCUGGAUUUUAGUUUCAACAGCCACAAAGAGACCACAUACAACCUCCUUUGCUUCUUUAAAAAAUGAUGAUUCUGAUACUUCUUAAUUAACCAGGAAUUAGCUUGUUAGCUGAAUAUUGGGCUGCAGCAAGCAGGAACCUCUGUUGUUGAAAAUGAGGCCAAUGUGGAAGUGCAUAAAACUUGAGUUCUUCAUGUGUCUGCAAAAACCAAAGAGCCCCCACUGAAUCCCAAGUGAAAUUGUACAGGAGUGAAUAGAAAGGUGUGGAGUUAAACACAGAUGUCUAUAAUUAGGGGUACGGCUGAGUUGACAGACAGGUGGACAUGUUGUAGCUGUUUGCCAGGAAGCGAAAAAACACCUCUGCCUUACCUCUGUUGAAAGUCAAGUUGAUUUAUUAUUGCUGGGCUCACAUCACUCUUCAGAAACCAAUGACUGAUGUCACUGAGAUUACAUCCAUGUUUUUUACAGUUUGUAGGCCUCACAGUGGAAGCCUUUCAGUGUGAAUGUCCAGGGAAAUGGUUGUCUGUCUCUAUUUGUCAGCUCUGUUAUUGACUUAUAAACCUGUGAGAGCUGGGAUCGGCUGCAUCUCCUUGCAAAGGCAUUGACAGAGCACAUGAAGGAUGCGUAGCUAACUGCCAUCAGAGUCAACAAGAAAACAAGGACAAACACUUUCUGAAGUGCUUUUCUAAUAUAGACUCCAGUUAAUCACCUCUUUAGUCCAAAUACAGCAAGUAUAGUAUUCAGUCUGUCUGAAACAUUUACCUCAGUUAUUAACAAAGAAGUAAUUCAGUCAGUGCAGUAAGAUGAUGACUUUUUUUGUUAGUUAGUUAGUUUGUUUGUUUGUUUUAAAGUUUUGUGUUUGCCAAACUUAUCUGUAAGCGAUCGAAAAAGAGUUUACGGAACAGAGGUUUUAUUGUAACCCUCUUUAUGUUGUUCUUCAUUUUAGAGAUGCACAGAACUCAAACUCAGUAUGACAAUGCCUUCAUCUUCAAGGUCUUCAUCUUCCAGUUUGUCAACUUCUACUCAUCUCCUUUCUAUGUAGCUUUCUUUAAAGGAAGGUGAGGCACAAGCCAGCUCCAACAGUCUCACACAAACCAUUGAUGAUUUGGACGUUUUGUACCACAUAGAAUUUAACCUGUUUCUCAUUUUUCUGCCUGGGUAGGUUUGUAGGAUACCCCACCAACUAUGGGACCUUGUUUGGGAUGAGAAACGAAGAGGUGAGUUUUGAAUUGAACACAUGUCAAACACACAUAAUUGGAUACAUUUCUUCUUUGGCGUUUAUAAAACUGUUUUUCUCCGCUGCAUCAUGUGUUUUUCUACUUUUACAGUGUGGUCCCGGGGGUUGCCUCAUUGAACUGGCUCAACAGCUCUUCAUCAUCAUGGUGGGAAAGCAACUCAUCAACAACGUUCAGGAAUUUAUUAUCCCGUAAGACUAACAUACUUCUUCUGAGAAAUUACACAUCUAUUAUUCAUCUGGUCUUUAUUCUUGCAGAUACUGUUUAUUAUUUUGUUCAUAUUAAACAAAAUCCAGGUUUAUUAUCCGGCUUUGAGAGCUGAAUAUCACUUACUUUGUCUGUGGGAGCUUGAAUGCCACUUUACAAAGAGAUAGGAGAAGAAUUUGGUAAACUACUCAUCAUUUUGACAAGGACAUAGUAAAGCCAGAUGACAGAGAACAGGAAAGAAUAAUGGUGAGGCUGUGCAGGCACGUGUAAUUUUAGUAACAACAGCAUAAAAGCCUUUUCUUGGACGUUUUGGUUUUUCUAAUGUUGCAUCAGACUGCUUUGCAACCUGAUUGCAGCUGCUUUAGUUUGGUGCAGUAAUACUCAUCACAGUACCUCUGCAGCACUGACACAGUGUGUGUGUGCGCAUGUGUAUGUGUGUGUCUAGAGAAAAACCUGAACAGGCAACCAGGCAGAGACAGAAUGUAGGAGGCUUUUGGGGAACAAAAUAAUAUAACAGGAAGCAAGGCAGUCUUUAUGGACAACUCAAGCAAUAUUUCAGAACCAGUGAAACUCUGACACUUUCCUCUGCACACUCAGAGUUACUUUGAGUCUGAAGGUAUCCCAGAAUAAUGUCGGGAGCUUCAUUACAAAAAAAAAUGAUUAUUUUCAGUUGGUAGCUCAUUCUGAACAGAGUUUUUUAACAUCCUUAAAAAUAACAUGACUGGGUAACAGUUUUGCAUAAAGUUUCCAUAUUUGAGGCCACGACUGAGUUGAUUGACAGUUGGGUGUGUCGUAGCUUAUAUCCAGGAAGCUUAAUGCCUGCCUCAACUUCAGUCCCCCCCUCCAAACUAAAAGAAAAAUACAUAAAUAAAAUAAAUACAUAAAAAUAAAGAAACUGAGUGACAUUACAGAGACUGUGUCUAUUCUAAAACAGUCUAAAUGCCAGUAUUGUAAAGCUAUCUGGUUCUGUUUUCAUUGGCGCUAGAUCAGAUUGUGCUGCUUUGUUUACUUCACUUUCCAGUAAGAACACAUUAGAUUUACAAAACCACAUCAGAGGGGAUGUGGUGCCCUUUGGCACACACAGGAAUCUUAACAGUAUCCUGGACUGAGAGAGGCUCCAUUAUUUGAAUAUCUCACAGUUUAUGUUUUAAAUCAAGGAGAGGCAUUUCUGUAGCAGUUCCUGUAAUAAGGAUGAUGCAACAGUAUUUUAGAGCAACAGGCUUCCCAAACUCCUGUAAUCUGAUCCCCACCUUGCAGAGAGGAGGAGAGAGCAUCACUGAUGCUUUAGCUUCAGUAGCUGCCAGAAGAUAUACUGUAUACUAUGAUCAGCUUUGCUGGUGACAGUGCUGUGCAAGAGUUCACAUGGAGGGUUUGAUGUUUCUCUCCUUUGUUUUUUGUUUUUUUAAUUAUUAUUAUUAUUAUUUUUUUUGGGAGGGGGCUCCGAGAUGGCAAAAAAAGAAGUUUGCUCCAUUGCUAAAUUUGAAUAAAGGAUUUCAUCUUUUUAUUUCAUGUUGCAUGCUGCAUCAAUUUGAUUAGUUGUAAGUCUUUCUGAGGCACUUUUGUGAUUUUGGUUUUAUUGAAUAUUCACCAGAGUGCUCUCUGUCUCUCUGUUCUUGCAGUAAAGUGAAGGCCUGGCAACAAAAGAGAAGUCUAGCCAAAGUUUUGGGAAAGAAAAAAUCCAGUGAGCCCAGGCGCUGGGAGGAAGACUACCAGCUGGUGGAGUGUGAGGGCCUGUUUGAAGAGUAUCUGGAAAUGGGCAAGUGUCGUGCCUUCAGUUUAAUCAGCAGUUCAAAAAAAAAUUCAAAUGCUAAAAAACACUUUUUGUAUUAAACAAAGGAAUAGUAAGAGAAGUUUAUUCAGUCCUCUUUGUUCUAAUACAUAGUUUAAGAAUGUAUCAUGGUGUUGCAGUGCUCCAGUUUGGGUUUAUCACCAUCUUUGUGGCAGCAUUCCCUCUCGCUCCACUCUUCGCUCUCCUCAACAACUGGGUAGAAAUCCGUCUGGACGCCCACAAGUUUGUGUGCGAGUACCGCCGGCCGGUGGCUGAGCGCGCUCAGAACAUCGGAGUCUGGUUCAACAUACUGGAGGCUCUGUCACACCUGUCAGUCAUCGCUAAUGUGAGUGGAUUCAAAAAACUUCCUCACCAGUUUUGUCAUUAAUCUCUUUUACUGACUUUAUCUUUGGUUGUUCCUUUGUUUGUUUGGUUGUACAGGCUUUCUUAAUUGCCUUCACAUCAGACUUUUUACCUCGUCUGCUCUAUCAGUACAAGUUUGGGAAUGAUCUUCAUGGAUACGUGAACUUCACCUUGGCUUAUGCCCCCCUUAACUUCACAGAGUACCCCAUGUGCAGGUACAUUUUAUCUUGAUUGUCUUUACACAUGUAGAUAAGGGUUAAAAAAAUCCAUAUUUUGUAUAUUAGGUCUGUUUAGGCAGAAUCCCCCCUGCAGCAUUAACAGAGUAGUAAUAGAAAUGUUUUAGACAUUAUUCAGUUCUCAUUCUACUGCUGCAUACCAAGUACCCAAACACUCCUUUGUAUGCUCUAAAAUAACUUGUCUUUUCUUUCCCCUAAGAUAUAAGGCCUACAGAGACAACAACGGAAACUACACACUCUUCUACUGGGAGCUUCUAGCUGUCAGACUUGGUUUUAUCAUUGCAUUUGAGGUACGAAGGGAGCUGCUGAACUCCAGUGUUAGUAUAAGUUUGUACUUCUGUCUUUUUCAGUCAUUUCACAUCCACUUUUCACACUUUUUUAUCCAUCAUCUUUGCAUCUUUCCCCUAUAUCAUCCAAUUUUUAAUAUCUGUUUCUGCUUUGUGUUCAGCCAUAUAUUGUUGUUUGUAAUUUUCUAAUCUCCUUUCAUUUCUUUUACGCUUCUUGCUCCUUUUGCAUUUGCAUUCCUCUCCGCCUUUGAAGUUUUCCUCCAUGGAUUCAACUGCAGCCCUGCAUACCUUUCUGAAUUCAUAUUAUUAAGCACUGUUCCUGACUUCCAAAUGACUGUGCACAUCUUGUAUUCAUUCAGCAUCUCUCCUUUGCUCCUCAAUUUUUAUCCUUUACAUUUCAUUAGAAAAGUCACGGUCAAAGUCAAAGCCAUUGUGUCAGGGGAAAAAGGGGUAAUCAGAGAAGUACAAAGAAAAAAAAAAACAGAAAUGUUCAGCAGGACCUCUGACCCUCAGAGGCAGCAACAUUGGCUGGAUUGGGGGUUGAUUAAAUUUGUUGUGUCAGGGCUGGCAGGGUGAAAUAUUGAUAUGUGCUAAUCUCAGUACAUGAAGCCGUGCCUCUUAUGAUUCAUAAUGUCGUACUCAAAUGUCUGAUUACAAACAAGAGUACCAAUAUUUUGUGGUGUGCAGUGUAACAGUGCAAAGUGAUGGCAGAACUUAAAUCCAGUGCUGUUGCAGAGUUGCAAUAUGUAAGAGGCUUAUGGAAGGCCUGAGGGCAAGCUGGAAAAAAACCUGAAAAUACAAGCUCUGAAGCCUGGAAAGAAGUAACAUUUUUAUUUUUUUAAUUUAACCUUUAUUUAACCAGGAAAUAUCCCAUUGAGAUUAAGAACCGCUUUUUCAAGGGAGUCCUGGCCAAAAGGCAGCAAACACAAAAUACAGUUACAUAUUGAUAUAAAUAAGACACAGAACUUAAACACAUUAUGAGAAACAAGUGCAUAUUGUGGAAUUGCCCUUUAAUAACUCUCAGUUUGGAUUUAAAAGUGCUCAAAGAAACUAAGUAAGUUAGUUUCCAGUCUUUCUGUAGCAUAUUCCAUGCAUAAGGUGCAGAGUAAACAAAUGCCCUUUUACACAACUCCAUAAGAGGAUAGGGGACAGAAAGCAACAAUUUUUUUUUAUUUUUUAUUUAUUUAUUUUUUUAAAUUUGGCUUAAACAGAUACAGGCUUUGAGAGAAAUUCAAAGAGCCUAUCAAUGAUCUGCAGCUACUCAGACUGGGGUAAAUAAAAACAGAAUGUUUAUGGAUAAAAGUCCAUGAAGCUUUGUGAGGGAUAACGGUCAUAUACUGAGGAGGUAUUUGUUCAGCCUCUUCUUGAAGGCGUGAACACCAGUAGAUGUAAUGUCUCCAACAACUGCAGGGGGAAGGCUAUUCCAAGUUUUUAUGGCAGAGUGGAGAAAGCUCCUGUUGAUCUUAGAUAUCCUGACAAACUUAAACCAUAGGAGAAGAUAUAAACUAGAUGAGAUAAUCACCCAAAAUAUACAAAUCAAAAUUUGCUGGUAAAUUAACUUUGUACAUUGCUGAUAUCAACACAAAAUCUUGCCUCCCAGUUUUUCAUUUGUUCUGUUUUAUUUAUGAUCUGAUUCAAAAGUAGGUUUUGUUACUAGAGAGUCUGUUUUUCCAAUAUGAUGAGGAGCUGAAAUUUCAUCAGCUCUUUCCUUCUCCAGCAUGUGGUUUUCUUUGUGCUGAGGGCCAUCGAUUGGAUCGUACCUGACGUCCCUGAAUCCCUGGAACUGAAGAUCAAGAGGGAGCGCUACUUGGCCAAGCAGGCGCUGGCAGAAAACCAGGAAGCUUUGUUGGUGAGUCGAGGCCAAGGGGCCACUCCUGCCACGCCUGGCAGCUCCAGUCCAGGUCAGUAG
Molecule: messenger RNA, 26737 nt
Organism: Xyrichtys novacula (pearly razorfish)
Lineage: Eukaryota; Metazoa; Chordata; Actinopteri; Labriformes; Labridae
Source: the annotation of a GenBank genome assembly